UUCUUCACGUCUGCUCAUCUCAUCUUUUCUCGACCGACUGCGAGCGUUCACUUUCACACAGACUCUCGUUAUUCAUCUGUCUUGUCUCUUUACCACACUCGUUUGUGCCAAUAACAACAACAACACCUCCACCACACCACUUCACUUUCUUCUCCACACACGUUAAUUCGUUCCACUUCGUCGCACGCAACCUCUUCCCCACUACAUAGGACAAACGAACAAUCAACUUCCACAGCAAGACAAUUCUAUAUACCUGAACCAUGCGUUCCUCGACUCUCUCGGCCACUUCUGUGGUCCUAGCCAUCGCCGGCUUGGUAUCUGCUCAGACCUUCACCGACUGCAAUCCCCUCGAGAAGACUUGCCCUGCUGAUGCUGGAUGGGGUACCACCGUUACGACCGACUUCACCACUGGUGCGAGCAGCGACUGGACUUUGGCGGAUGGAACUACCAUGUCAUAUGGAAGCAACGGUGCUGAGUUCGUUAUCACCUCGACUCAAGCUCCUACCAUGAGCAGCACCAAGUACAUCAUGUUUGGCAAGGUCUCGGUCACCACCUUGGCCAGCGCGGGUACCGGAAUCGUCAGCAGUUUCAUUCUCGAAUCUGAUGAUCUCGAUGAAAUCGAUUGGGAGUGGCUUGGAGCUGAUGAUACCCAAGUUGAGAGCAACUUCUUCGGCAAGGGCAACACCACUACAUACGAUCGUGCCAUCUACCACCCAGUCACCGAUCCUAUUGGAACCAUGACCACCUACACGAUUGACUGGACCGCCGACUCCAUUAAGUGGUACAUUGGUUCCAACCUCGUCCGCACCCUCAAUUAUGGAGAUGCUCUUGCUCUCUACGGCAAGAACUAUCCUCAAACUCCCAUGCGCGUUAAGAUGGGUUCCUGGGUUGGAUGUGCUGAUGCCGCUGCUGCUUCUAACCCAGCCACCGCAGGCACUUGCUCGUGGGCCGGAGGACCAGCUGAUUUCAGCAAGGCACCAUUCACAAUGAGCGUCAAGUCUGUAACCAUCGAGGAUUAUGGCUGCGGUGGUGACUACACCUACACCGAUAUGACUGGAAGCUGGCAAAGCAUCAAGUCGAGCGGAACUUGCGGCGCCAACAAUGCUCAAUCUGGAAGCAGCGCGAGCGGAUCUGCAACCUCAGCUACUGCUUCCGUUUCAAGCACUGCCUCAGGUACUUCCUCAACCACUUCCGGAGGUGUCCUACUCCAAACUUCAUCCACCGUGAGCACCUUCACUUCCAGUGCUACUGGCGCCUCCAAUGGUUCCAAUGGCUCCAAAUCAAAUGGAACUGCACUUGCAAGCACUAUGACAACCGCAACCAGCUCUGGCAGCUCCACUAAGGCUACCACCAGCUCAAGUGGCACCACUUCAUCUUCACCUGCUCAGGCUACAACCAAUGCAGGUGAGAGUAUGAAGCCAAAGCACAAAUACGGUGUUCUUGACUACUCCGUCAUCGUCCUUGGACUUGGACUCGGAUAUCUCGUCAUGUAAUACUGGACGGUAUCUUUGAAAGGGC
Molecule: messenger RNA, 1518 nt
Organism: Mollisia scopiformis
Lineage: Eukaryota; Fungi; Ascomycota; Leotiomycetes; Helotiales; Mollisiaceae
Product: concanavalin A-like lectin/glucanase
Exons: 2
Coding region: 261-1493 (410 amino acids)
Biological process (GO): carbohydrate metabolic process; fungal-type cell wall organization
Cellular component (GO): fungal-type cell wall
Molecular function (GO): glycosyltransferase activity; hydrolase activity, hydrolyzing O-glycosyl compounds
Source: RefSeq, a predicted model, not a curated record